Molecule: messenger RNA, 4144 nt
Organism: Spirodela intermedia
Lineage: Eukaryota; Viridiplantae; Streptophyta; Magnoliopsida; Alismatales; Araceae
Source: the annotation of a GenBank genome assembly
AUGGCGGCAGCGGGUAGCUUCCCUCACCUCCCUCCCCCCUCCGCCCUCCCACACAGGGAAUUCUCCUCGUUUGGAGCGAGCGUCUCUCCAUCCCGACUCGCUGCCGGCGCCUUGGGCGUCCGCCUCGGCCGCGCCCUUCAUCUCCACGCCACCCGGGAGCUGCAGAAUCUCCUCCGCCCCUCCGCACCAUUCUCGGGGCAGGUGAUCGAAACUCUCUUCAUCUCUCUCUCACUCUCUCUCUCUCUCGCUAUACAUGUGUAUAUGUCUACGUUGGGUAGACAAGGGAACAUGAAAAUGACCAAAAGUAUAUUUCUGGAUGAAAUGGGCCCAUCCUUUGAUCACUUUCAUAGUCCUUCCCUGCUCAAAGCAUGGGUCCCAGGCCUGCUGGACGAGGAAAUCAUGCAUUUGACCCGAAAAACCAAUAUCUCAGAAUUAUCUCACCGAUUCCCUCCUACGAAGAAAUAUUUGGUUAGUCAUUCUUGGGAAAUAAAUCUCAGAGGAUCCAUUUUCCCUUGAAAUUUAUUUGAAUGACUUCCAAAUGAAGGGAAUCAAAGGAGUCACGUGGCCUCCUCCCAAUGAGAAGUGGAUUCAAAUAUACUAAUAUAUGCUUUUUCCUGUAUUCUUUCCAUUGUUUUUAUCUUCUUAUGUUGUCAUUGAUCUGACCUGCGUUCCUUUAAUGUUUCUUGGGAUUUUUUCUUUCUAGUUUAUUACCUUCCACACGUUGAGGAAAGAGCGAUUUUCUGCCUUUCUAAUUUUCAAACGACAGCUGUUUUCAACUUAGCUUCUGUCCACAAAUAUUGUCUUACGGGAUAGAGAUUCUCGCGUUUUUAAACAACCUCUUGUUUAUUGAGAUCAGUGUUCAUUCAUGAAGUUUUCAUGUUUCAUUUAUGUAUCUUUAGAAUCUUAUCUGUACUAGGUUUCAUCUUCGUGCCAUAAGAUUCCUCUUUACUUUACCAUGUGAAAAAUCUGAACAGGGUUUCAUUUUAUCUGUACUAGGUUUUAUUUUAUUGUGAAAAAUAUACUUUACCAGACAUAAAUCUGAACUAGCAAACCCAAAUAAUUGCUACUUCCUCCAAAUAUUUCUAUUAUUAGGUUAUCAGGACUCAACAAUCAUAUUUUUCUGUCACGCGUUUGUUCUGCACCUUAAUGUUCUACAUGUGUACAACCAACAGGCCAUUUACUAUGCCGAUUAUUUGACCAAGUUGAAUGAGAUUGGAAGACCUCUUCUCUUGGACAUUUCUUCUAUUCUGGGAGCAACAGCCGCUCCAUUAUCUUGGUCAUGUUCUUCGUUCAUAUAUUUCUUCAGUGGAAGAGGACCAGAAAAAGGACCUGGUGAUGAGGACAAGCUGCAGUUUGAAACUGCUGAAGGAAAUUCUUCCAAAAAAAACAGAGGCCCGCUGUGGACUACUAUUCUUCUCGCUACUAAUAUUCUGUAAGUCAUAAUUUCAGGAAAGAGAAGUAAGCAUUAGCGUGGGAAUGAAUGUUAACAAGGACUAAUGUUUAAACCUUUACCACACUGGCAUGUCACCUUUAGAAACUCGUCCUGCUUCUCAUUAUAGCUUAGUUUUAAGUACUACAUUGAGUUCUCGGCUCAUUUAAAUGAGAAAAUCGAUAAACUACUAGAUAAUUUUUUUAUUAUUUCACGUUUUCUUCAUCUCAUAGAAACCAUCCAUAGAUAGGCAAUUAUUAUGUAUCAACCUAGAUGCGCACUAUUCUUUCAGUAUUGGACCUGAGAUUGGCUUGACUUUUGGUUUUUACUAACAUCAGCUGUUACCACAAAAGUUAGUCGUUUUGUAAUUUCCGCAUUUAUAAUCAUCGAUCAUUUCUUUGAAAAAUUUACCCUUUAAAAAUUUCACAAAUCAUUAUGACUAACUUAUCACCUUCUCCUUGGCUCUUUUCGAAGUCUCGGGGAAUAUUUGACCAUUGCUCCAUUAUUUCAUGACCUGACCGGAAAAACUGGGUUUUCAUGCUGUUUGUUCUAUUAGAAUUUUAAAUGAACUCUCUUCUCGCCAAACUUUAGAUAAGUUCUUCUUACCCCUUCGUACGGUGUUGGUGUCAGACAAGUAGAAGGCCGGACAACCUAAAAAAAAGUAUAUUUUCCACUUGAUCUUCUGACACCCAACUAUAUGGUUGAUGAGAAUGAUGGUGAUGAUGGUGUCUUAGCUCCUUGAAGUUUCAUCCUCUGGAGUUCAAUCAUAUUUGUAUAUAAUAAGUUAUUCUGAAUUUCGCAUUAUGUUUUGAAAACUACAAAAUAUAUUCCAUAAAUUUUCUGAUGCUAAUUUUUUUCUUUCUGACUCGAAUACCUCAGUUUGUUCUUGCAUAAAAUAUGGUUCCCGUCAAUUUAAACGUUCGAAAUUAUUCCCUUCAGCUUGUCAUAGAAAUAAUUUCAUUAAAUGUUUCCAUUUCGUUCGAGGUUUCCAUGUUCCGUGAAUUCGUAGAAACUUUUAGGAGUGUAUUCUCCUUACCUUCUCAAAUUGGCACAUACCUUCGGUACGGAAAUCCUAGCCUCUGUCUUUUAUUCUUCUUUUAUCUGAGAACAAGAGGAAUUCAUGUGUUCACUUGUAUCUGAUGUUAACAAAGAGGGAAACUGCAGUCUGCAUAACUUAACUGAAUCAAACCAUCCUAUUGCACCACGUUCUGGAAUAAUUUCUCCGUUCUUUUCUUCUCCAUCGUUCAUCUUUUUCUUGUUUUUCUAUUAAUGAUUUCAAUUGAGUAUCUUAUCAUCUUUAUAGGCUUUAUGGUGGCCAAAUUCUUACGCAAGGGAAGUUGAUGUUGUGGGGAGCUAAGGUUUGAAAGCUAAAUACUUCCUCUAACUCGUUUCGCUAAUCUCAGAUCUGUAAAUGUUGAAUGUGCGCAGGUCAAUGGCCUCAUUGCUCAGGGACAAGUAUGGAGACUGCUGACAUCAUCGUUUCUACAUGCUAACAUUAUGCAUUUGAUGGUCUGUGUAGAUAAUUAUUUUGAAAUUUUUAUAUCCACUUAGAGCAUUGCCGUGAAUGAAAAGACAUUAUGUUUCAGGUCAACUCUUAUUCUUUAAACUCCAUUGGCCCUCUUAUGGAGAAAAUUACGGGACCGAGAAGGUUUCUUGCAAUAUACUUCUCUUCAGCGAUUGCAAGUAGGAAUUAAUUUACACGUUUUAUAGAGUGGAGCUAUGUGUUCAUGACUUCGUGGAUUUUCUGAUGCUAAUUCUAUGAGAAAACAGGUUCUAUGUUGAGCUACAGGUUCUGCCAAUCACCUUCCGUUGGUGCAUCAGGAGCUAUUUUUGGGCUAGUAUGUUCCUUCAACUCUGAGUUAUUUGUUUACUUCUUCGUUGUUUUCUUUAUUGGAUCCUUUAUCUCUUUAUAGUAGGGAGGUGAGGCAUAAGGUCACCCUAACAUUUUAUAUUUUAAUUUUGAUGAUUUUUUUUAAAAAAAAUUGGAUAGAUGGUGCAUUUAGUUUUAGAAAUUAUCAAAGAAGAUGAAUUUUAAGCAAUGGUAGAGUUAGUUCUUUCUCUUACUCUCUCUCUCUCUCUCUCUCUCUCUCUCUCUCUCUCUCUCUCUGCCUGUAUUUUUUCCUUCAACUCUGACCAUUCUUCAUUGCACUCCUCCCUGCGUUCCUCCAACAAUACAGAACCCAGCUCUGCUACCUGAGCAACCUCUGCCGUAGCUUUGAUCCAAUCAUGUUAACUAAUGUUCUUUCACAGGUCGGAUCCCUUGCCGUGUUCGUAUUGAGGCAUCGGAAGCUAAUCGGCGGUGGCAAAGAACAAAUGCAGCAGAUCGCUAACGUCAUUGCCCUAAAUAUGGUAACAUCAAAUUUUCUGCUGAUCACAAUCUCAUUUCCUCAAAAAAAAAUAAAAAAUGACGGCUUUUUAUCUUACUCAGAUUAUUGGGAUCCUCUCCAAAGGUACCGACAACUGGGGCCAUGUAAGUCACCUCUCUUUAGCUCCAUUCAUCGUUGCUUAUCACUUGGAGCCGGAAAUCGCAGCAUCUCUUCUGUCCUCACUACUCUGGCACUGUGUUUCCAGCUGGGGGGCCUGCUCGGCGGAGCCGCCAUUUCAUGGUUCCUCGGCCCUGCAUGGAGCUACCAGUACCAGGCCGACGAUGGGAGACUGGUCUUUGCCGACAGGGCUCCUCUCUCUAGGCUUCUCCAGAAGAAGAGGAACCAAUAA